Messenger RNA from Closterium sp. Naga37s-1, 690 nucleotides. The record is from the annotation of a GenBank genome assembly. Lineage: Eukaryota; Viridiplantae; Streptophyta; Zygnematophyceae; Desmidiales; Closteriaceae.
AUGACAUUCAGGUCAGAUUGGAUGGAGAAUGUGAGGGAGUCGAGUGAGGAUUAUAUACUGCAAGGUAACGGUGGGAAGCUGCCAGUGACAGGAGAGGGUGACGUGGUGCUGCAGAGUCCGUAUGGAGAGAUGAGACUGGAGAAUGUGCUGCUGGUUGAGGAUUUAAAGGUGAAUUUGGUCACGACGAAUGAUAUGGAUGAGAUCUAUGAGGAUCCUGAGUAUGGUGAGAUGGGAGAAUUCGAGGAGUUAUCGGUUGAGGAUGAUGAGAGUGAGGAGACGGAUGAUACGGCAGCAAGUGUGGAGGCAGCAGUGAAGCAGAAAGAGGAGAUAGUCGCCAUGGAGGCAGCAGCAGUGAAUGGUGGAGAUGGAGUUGGUGUCAACACUUUUGCAGCAGCGAUCGUGGUUGAAGAUGAAGCAGUAAAUGCGAAUUAUAUGGGAGUUGAAGCUGUGAAAGGGGACAUCCUGGUGAAGGGAUCAAAUGUGAAAGCAACUGCAAAGGGGCGAGUGCUUACGAAGGAGGAACACGUUGAAGGGUACAAGACCCGAGAAAUGUUGGGUGUUGAGAUGCCGAGGAGAAGCGAGAGGCUUAAGGAUAUCUCUCAAGGUUUGGACGUCAAGGCGCUCAACUUCACGACACGUAAGCAGAGGUUCAAGGUGCAGGAGCUGCAGGGGAGCGUGAAGCAGACUUAG